Euleptes europaea (tarantolino) is the source of this 17775-nucleotide messenger RNA. Its product is annotated as mucin-5B-like. Gene Ontology annotation, cellular component: extracellular matrix. The coding region runs from base 1 to 17775 and encodes 5924 amino acids. The record is from RefSeq and is a predicted model, not a curated record. The transcript is spliced from 49 exons. Lineage: Eukaryota; Metazoa; Chordata; Lepidosauria; Squamata; Sphaerodactylidae. Gene Ontology annotation, molecular function: protein binding.
AUGGGGUUUGGAAGGGGGGUCCCCUUAUGGGCCCUAACGUUCAUGAUCUGCAGCAUCCAACAAAAAGUUUCUGGGGCAGAAAGUUCUGAGACGGUCACCAUCAUCCCACCGCUGACAACUACACCUGUUAUAACUUCCUUCAAUCCAGCUCACAACGGACGUGUAUGUAGCACAUGGGGCAACUUCUACUACAAGACGUUUGAUGGCGACAUCUACCAUUUCCCCGGAGUCUGCAACUAUGUCUUUGCCUCCCACUGCAAUGCUCCCUUUGAGGACUUCAACAUCCAGAUCAGACACACUAGUGGGGAAAAUGCUACCCACGAGAUCAAAACAGUCAGCAUGAACAUUGCUGGGAUGAACAUUGAAAUGGAAACGGAUGGCAUUUCAGUUAAUAAUGAAAGGAUCCAGGUGCCUUACAGUGAAUCUGGAUGCAGCAUUGAGAGAGUUGGAAACUAUGUGAUAGUGCAUGUAAAGGAGGGUCUGGACCUCAUGUGGAAUGAAAAAGACAGCCUCAUGCUGGAACUGGACGAAAAAUAUGCCAAUCAGACCUGUGGGCUUUGUGGUGAUUUUAAUGGCAUUCAAACAUACAAUGAAUUCCUUUCAAACAAUGCCAAGAUAACUCCAUUGCAGUUUGGGAAUAUGCAAAAGAUGAAUGGGCCAACAGAAGACUGUGCCGAUCCUACAUCCUCAUCUCUGAUAAACUGUGCCAAUGUUUCUACUGUUUGCCGGGAAAUACUGACGGGCCCUGCAUUCUCUGACUGUAAUAAUCUGGUAGGGGUGGAUGAAUACAUUGAAUCUUGUGAGCAGGACUUGUGCUUCUGUGACGAAAACACACGAUUCUCCUGUCUCUGUGCCACUUUUGCUGAAUACUCCCGGCAAUGCGCUCAUGCUGGUGGACACCCUCAGAGCUGGCGAACCUCCGAUUUAUGCCCAAAAACAUGUCCAUUCAACAUGCAGUAUCAAGAAUGUGGAUCCCCCUGUGCUGACGCUUGCACCAACUCUGAAAGAUCUCAGCUCUGUGAAGACCACUGUUUGGAUGGCUGCUUCUGUCCUGCAGGAACAGUAUAUGAUGACAUCAACAACUCUGGCUGCAUCUCCAUGCAGGAGUGCUCCUGCGUUUAUAAUGGCCAAACCUAUGCUCCAGGGACAACAUACUCAGACCACUGCCGGUCCUGUUAUUGUAGUGGAGGACAGUGGAGCUGCACGGAGAUGCCAUGCCCAGGAAUUUGCUCAGUAGAAGGUGGAUCACACAUCUCCACUUAUGAUGAAAAACGUUAUGACGUGCACGGAGACUGUACUUAUGUUCUCUCUAAGAUCUGUGAUGAAGAAACAUUUACUGUUCUGGGCGAACUCCGAAAGUGUGGCCUAACAGACACUGAAACAUGUUUAAAGAUGGUAGCCCUCAGCAUCAAUGGAGGCCUAACUACCAUUGUGGUGAAACCUGGUGGUGCUGUAUUCGUCAACUGGAUCUACACCCAACUGCCUAUCUCAGCAGCUAACGUCACCAUCUUCAGACCGUCAUCUUUCUUUAUCAUUGUGCAAACAAACUAUGGCCUUCAGCUGGAGAUCCAGCUCACUCCCAUCAUGCAACUCUUUGUUCGUUUGGAUCCCUCUUUUAAAGGGAAGACCUGUGGCCUCUGUGGAAACUUUGACAGCCGUCAGACAGAUGACUUCAAAGCCAUAAGUGGUGUGGUGGAAGGAACAGCACCUGCAUUUGCUAACACCUGGAAAACUCAGGCUAUAUGUCCCAACAUCAAACAGAAUUUUGAAGACCCUUGCUCACUUAGCAUUGAAAAUGAAAAGUAUGCCCAUCAUUGGUGUGGAUUGCUGACUGACGCUGAAGGACCCUUUGCCAAAUGCCAUCCUUCAUUGAAUCCAGCUAUUUAUCACAAGAACUGCAUGUUUGACACCUGCAACUGCGAGAGAAGCGAGGACUGCAUGUGUGCUUCCCUCUCCGCCUACGUGAGAGCCUGUGCGGCCAAAGGAGUUGAACUUCCUGGAUGGAGGACCAAUGUCUGUUCCAAAUAUAUGACUUCAUGCCCCAAAUCCCUGGCUUACAGCUAUACCAUCAGUUCCUGUCAACCUACCUGUAGGUCCCUGAGUGAACCUGAUAUUACCUGCAACAUCAAAUUUGUCCCAGUUGAUGGAUGUACAUGUAUAAAUGGAACCUACAUGGAUGACUAUGGAAAAUGUGUGCCUGCCAGUAGCUGUCCUUGUUAUUACAGAGGAACUGCCAUACUACCUGGUGAAGUUCUCCAUGAUACGGGUGUUGUCUGCACUUGUGCUCAAGGGAAGAUGAACUGCAUUGGAGCUCUCUCUGUCUCUAUGCUAGUGUGUACUGCUCCCAUGGUCUACUUUGACUGCAAAAAUGCCACCACAGGGAGCACUGGAGCUGAAUGCCAGAAGAGCUGUCAGACUCUCGAUAUGCAGUGUUACAGCACACAGUGUAUGUCUGGCUGCGUGUGCCCUUCUGGACUAGUGUCAGAUGGCAAAGGUAACUGCAUCGCUAUGGAAGAAUGUCCUUGUAUUCACAAUGAUGCCACUUAUAAUCCAGGAGAAAAGAUCAAAGUCGAUUGUAACACAUGCGUCUGUCAGAACAGAAUGUGGAAAUGCACCCAGAACAAGUGCCUGGGUACCUGCGCUGUUUAUGGAGACGGGCAUUUUAUCACCUUUGACGACAAGCGGUACAAUUUCAAUGGAAAGUGUGAAUACACUCUGAUUCAGGAUCACUGUGGACAGAACAGCUCCAACCAGGGGACGUUCCGGAUCAUGACUGAAAACAUUCCUUGUGGCUCGACCGGAACCACUUGCUCAAAAUCUAUUAAAGUCUUCUUAGAAAACUAUGAACUGAUACUCAGUGAAGAGCACUCCAAAGUAGUAACCCGAGGUGAUGGUAAUGGUGAGCUACCAUACAGAAUCCGCUCCAUGGGCAUCUAUCUGGUUAUUGAGACCGUCAAUGGGGUGAUCCUCUUAUGGGACAAGAAAACAAGCAUAUUUAUCAAAAUUAGCCCUGAUUUCAAGGGUCAAGUCUGUGGCUUGUGUGGGAACUACGAUGGCAAUGGAAUUAAUGACUUCACAACGCGGAGUCAGUCUGUAGUAGGUGAUGUGCUGGAGUUUGGAAACAGCUGGAAGGUGUCUCCCACAUGUCCCGAUGCCAAAUGCAUAAAGGAUCCUUGCUCUAAGAACCCUUACAGAAAGUCCUGGUCGCAGAAACAGUGCAGUAUCAUCACCAGUCAAGUCUUCGCUGCCUGCCACUCUCAGGUUGAACCAACUAAAUACUAUGAAGCUUGUGUGACUGAUGCCUGUGCCUGUGACUCUGGGGGAGAUUGUGAAUGCUUCUGCACAGCUGUGGCUGCGUAUGCUCAAGCAUGUAGUGAAUUUGGUGUGUGCAUCUCCUGGAGAACACCAUCCAUUUGCCCUAUGUUCUGUGACUAUUACAAUGCUGAAAGAGAAUGCGAUUGGCACUACAAGGCCUGUGGAGCUCCGUGCAUGAAGACAUGUAGGAACCCCAGCGGCAGAUGCCUUCAUCAGUUACCUGGCUUGGAAGGCUGCUACCCAUACUGUCCAGCAGAUAAGCCAUAUUUCAAUGAAGAGGAGAUGAAAUGUGUUGAUCAGUGUGGCUGCUAUGAUGCUGAGGAUAACUAUUAUCCACUAGGAACACACAUUGACUUAAGAGACACAUGUCAGUCAUGUACAUGCACCAGUGAAGGCAUAAUGUGCAACUACGACGGUCAAGCCUGCUACUGCCAUUAUGAAGGGAAGGAAUAUAUCUACAAGCAAGUCAUUUACAACACCACAGAUGGUCUGGGUUGGUGCAUGACUGCAACCUGUGACGUCAAUGGAACAAUCUACAGAGAUGCCUAUAAAUGUGUAGGACUUACCACCACAGAACCACCAUUUACAUUUACUACCAUCCCAUCGACAAGUGGAGCAGAACCAACAACACCAGCAACAACAGCAUGUGUACACAAAGUAUGUGAAUGGUCAGAAUGGUAUGAUGUCAGCUAUCCAACAUUUGGAGAAAAUAACGGAGAUUAUGAAACACCAGACGAUAUUAGAGCUAAGGGACACAAUUUAUGUAAAUUUCCAGAUGAAGUAGAAUGCCGAGCUGAACGAUUCCCCAAUAUAAAACCAGAAUACCUUAAUCAAAAUAUACAGUGUACCAAAAAAGGUGGAUUAAUAUGCAAUAACAAAGAUCAGACACCACCAAUGUGCUACAAUUACCAAAUAAAGUUCUUAUGCUGCAUCUACACACCAUGUGAGAUGACAUCACCAACACCCAUAAUCACAUCCCAUGGAGGAACAACACCUACUGCACCACAUUCCACUACAUCCCUGGUCAGUGAAAGCACCAUUUGCCAGCCUGAAUGUUCCUGGACCGCUUGGUUUGACGUGUCCGACCCAACAUCCACCAAAAACACUGGCGAUAUAGAGACCAUGGAGGAGAUCCGAAAGGCCGGCAACCAGGUCUGCGAUAGCCCUCAAUACAUCGAGUGCCGAGCAGAGGACUACCCUGACGUUGACAUCGCUCUUCUUGGACAGACAGUGCAGUGCGACCCCAAAGUUGGCCUGCUGUGCAGAAAUGCGGACCAGAAAGGGAAGCUGACUGAGUGUUUGAACUACCAGGUCAGAUUCCACUGCUGCGACUACUCACACUGCCGACCAGGAACAACGCCAGGAGCCACAACGACUGCUACCUCCACAAAAUUUGCAACCAGCACACCAGGCACCACCCCAGGUCUAACAAGUAGUCCUCCGUCCUCCUCCAUGGGUUCCACACCUCCUCCCACCUUGUGGACAACCACUCUAGGCACUACAGUUGUGGCCACAAGCCCAGGAAAGGAGACGACAACAACCCUUUCAACACCUCUUUCCACCAUCCAAGUGACAACACCAGGCUUUGUCAGCACACCUUCAGUAAGCUCGGCAGGCGUUUCCACCUCGACAGCCACGUCCCUGCAAUCGACACCCGUAUCCAAGCCAACGGGUUCGGUACCGACGGAGUCGACCUCGCCUCAAGUAACCACCACCUCUGUCAUCACAACCACUACCCUCCCACCCUCAGGUUCCACCUCACCUUCGGCCACCUCCACCAUUUGCCAGCCUGAAUGUUCCUGGACCGCUUGGAUGGACGUGUCCCAGCCAGAAUCCGCCCCAAGCAGCGGCGAUGUGGAGACCAUAGAGGCGAUCCGAGAGGCCGGGAAACACGUCUGCGAUAGCCCUCAAUACAUCGAGUGCCGAGCAGAGGACUACCCUGACGUUGACAUCGCUCUUCUUGGACAGACAGUGCAGUGCAACCCCAAAGUUGGCCUGCUGUGCAGAAAUGCGGACCAGAAAGGGAAGCUCCCGAUGUGUUUGAACUACCAGGCCAGAUUCCACUGCUGUGACUACUCACGCUGCCGACCGGGAACAACGCCAGGAACCACCACAACUGCUACCUCCACAAAACACGCAACCAGCACGCUGGGCACCACCCCAGGUCUAACAAGCAGUCCUCCAUCCUCCUCCACGGCCUCCACACCUCCUCCCAUCUUGUGGACGACCACUCAGGGCACUACAGUUGUGGCCACAAGCCCAGGAAAGGAGACGACAACAACCCUUUCAACACCUCUUUCCACCAUCCAAGUGACAACACCAGGCUCCGUCAGCACACCUUCACUCAGCUCGGCAGGCGUCUCUACCUCGACAGCCACGUCCCUGCAAUCGACACCCGUAUCCAUGCCAACGGGUUCGGUACCGACGGAGUCGACCUCGCCUCAAGUAACCACCACCUCUGUCAUCACAACCACUACCCUCCCAGCCUCAGGUUCCACCUCACCUUCGGCCACCUCCACCAUUUGCCAGCCUGAAUGUUCCUGGACCGCUUGGAUGGACGUGUCCCAGCCAGAAUCCGCCCCAAGCAGCGGCGAUGUGGAGACCAUAGAGGCGAUCCAAGAGGCCGGGAAACACGUCUGCGAUAGCCCUCAAUACAUCGAGUGCCGAGCAGAGGACUACCCUGAUGUUGACAUCGCUCUUCUUGGACAGACAGUGCAGUGCGACCCCAAAGUUGGCCUGCUGUGCAGAAAUGCGGACCAGAAAGGGAAGCUCCCGAUGUGUUUGAACUACCAGGCCAGAUUCCACUGCUGCGACUACUCACACUGCCAACCGGGAACAACGCCAGGAGCCACAACGACUGCUACCUCCACAAAACACGCAACCAGCAUGCCGGGCACCACCCCAGGUCUAACAAGCAGUCCUCCAUCCUCCUCCACGGCCUCAACACCUCCUCCCAUCUUGUGGACGACCACUCAGGGCACUACAAUUUUGGCCACAAGUCCAGGAAAGGAGACGACAACAACCCUUUCAACACCUCUUUCCACCAUCCAAGUGACAACACCAGGCUCCGUCAGCACACCUUCAGUCAGCUCGGCAGGCGUCUCUACCUUGACAGCCACGUCCCUGCAAUCGACACCCGUAUCCAAGCCAACGGGUUCGGUACCGACGGAGUCGACCUCGCCUCAAGUAACCACCACCUCUGUCAUCACAACCACUACCCUCCCACCCUCAGGUUCCACCUCACCUUCGGCCACCUCCACCAUUUGCCAGCCUGAAUGUUCCUGGACCGCUUGGAUGGACGUGUCCCAGCCAGAAUCCGCCCCAAGCAGCGGCGAUGUGGAGACCAUAGAGGCGAUCCGAGAGGCCGGGAAACACGUCUGCGAUAGCCCUCAAUACAUCGAGUGCCGAGCAGAGGACUACCCUGACGUUGACAUCGCUCUUCUUGGACAGACAGUGCAGUGCAACCCCAAAGUUGGCCUGCUGUGCAGAAAUGCGGACCAGAAAGGGAAGCUCCCGAUGUGUUUGAACUACCAGGCCAGAUUCCACUGCUGUGACUACUCACGCUGCCGACCGGGAACAACGCCAGGAACCACCACAACUGCUACCUCCACAAAACACGCAACCAGCACGCUGGGCACCACCCCAGGUCUAACAAGCAGUCCUCCAUCCUCCUCCACGGCCUCCACACCUCCUCCCAUCUUGUGGACGACCACUCAGGGCACUACAGUUGUGGCCACAAGCCCAGGAAAGGAGACGACAACAACCCUUUCAACACCUCUUUCCACCAUCCAAGUGACAACACCAGGCUCCGUCAGCACACCUUCACUCAGCUCGGCAGGCGUCUCUACCUCGACAGCCACGUCCCUGCAAUCGACACCCGUAUCCAAGCCAACGGGUUCGGUACCGACGGAGUCGACCUCGCCUCAAGUAACCACCACCUCUGUCAUCACAACCACUACCCUCCCAGCCUCAGGUUCCACCUCACCUUCGGCCACCUCCACCAUUUGCCAGCCUGAAUGUUCCUGGACCGCUUGGAUGGACGUGUCCCAGCCAGAAUCCGCCCCAAGCAGCGGCGAUGUGGAGACCAUAGAGGCGAUCCAAGAGGCCGGGAAACACGUCUGCGAUAGCCCUCAAUACAUCGAGUGCCGAGCAGAGGACUACCCUGAUGUUGACAUCGCUCUUCUUGGACAGACAGUGCAGUGCGACCCCAAAGUUGGCCUGCUGUGCAGAAAUGCGGACCAGAAAGGGAAGCUCCCGAUGUGUUUGAACUACCAGGCCAGAUUCCACUGCUGCGACUACUCACACUGCCAACCGGGAACAACGCCAGGAGCCACAACGACUGCUACCUCCACAAAACACGCAACCAGCAUGCCGGGCACCACCCCAGGUCUAACAAGAAGUCCUCCAUCCUCCUCCACGGCCUCAACACCUCCUCCCAUCUUGUGGACGACCACUCAGGGCACUACAAUUUUGGCCACAAGUCCAGGAAAGGAGACGACAACAACCCUUUCAACACCUCUUUCCACCAUCCAAGUGACAACACCAGGCUCCGUCAGCACACCUUCAGUCAGCUCGGCAGGCGUCUCUACCUUGACAGCCACGUCCCUGCAAUCGACACCCGUAUCCAAGCCAACGGGUUCGGUACCGACGGAGUCGACCUCGCCUCAAGUAACCACCACCUCUGUCAUCACAACCACUACCCUCCCACCCUCAGGUUCCACCUCACCUUCGGCCACCUCCACCAUUUGCCAGCCUGAAUGUUCCUGGACCGCUUGGAUGGACGUGUCCCAGCCAGAAUCCGCCCCAAGCAGCGGCGAUGUGGAGACCAUAGAGGCGAUCCGAGAGGCCGGGAAACACGUCUGCGAUAGCCCUCAAUACAUCGAGUGCCGAGCAGAGGACUACCCUGACGUUGACAUCGCUCUUCUUGGACAGACAGUGCAGUGCGACCCCAAAGUUGGCCUGCUGUGCAGAAAUGCGGACCAGAAAGGGAAGCUCCCGAUGUGUUUGAACUACCAGGCCAGAUUCCACUGCUGCGACUACUCACGCUGCCGACCGGGAACAACGCCAGGAGCCACAACGACUGCUACCUCCACAAAACAUGCAACCAGGACGCCGGGCACCACCCCAGGUCUAACAAGCAGUCCUCCAUCCUCCUCCACGGCCUCCACACCUCCUCCCAUCUUGUGGACGACCACUCAGGGCACUACAGUUUUGGCCACAAGUCCAGGAAAGGAGACGACAACAACCCUUUCAACACCUCUUUCCACCAUCCAAGUGACAACACCAGGCUCCGUCAGCACACCUUCAGUCAGCUCGGCAGGCGUCUCCACCUCGACAGCCACGUCCCUGCAAUCGACACCCGUAUCCAAGCCAACGGGUUCGGUACCGACGGAGUCGACCUCGCCUCAAGUAACCACCACCUCUGUCAUCACAACCACUACCCUCCCACCCUCAGGUUCCACCUCACCUUCGGCCACCUCCACUAUUUGCCAGCCUGAAUGUUCCUGGACCGCUUGGAUGGACGUGUCCCAGCCAGAAUCCGCCCCAAGCAGCGGCGAUGUGGAGACCAUAGAGGCGAUCCGAGAGGCCGGGAAACACGUCUGCGAUAGCCCUCAAUACAUCGAGUGCCGAGCAGAGGACUACCCUGAUGUUGACAUCGCUCUUCUUGGACAGACAGUGCAGUGCGACCCCAAAGUUGGCCUGCUGUGCAGAAAUGCGGACCAGAAAGGGAAGCUCCCGAUGUGUUUGAACUACCAGGCCAGAUUCCACUGCUGCGACUACUCACGCUGCCGACCGGGAACAACGCCAGGAGCCACAACGACUGCUACCUCCACAAAACAUGCAACCAGGGCGCCGGGCACCACCCCAGGUCUAACAAGCAGUCCUCCAUCCUCCUCCACGGCCUCCACACCUCCUCCCAUCUUGUGGACGACCACUCGGGGCACUACAGUUGUGGCCACAAGUCCAGGAAAGGAGACGACAACAACCCUUUCAACACCUCUUUCCACCAUCCAAGUGACAACACUAGGCUCCGUCAGCACACCUUCAGUCAGCUCGGCAGGCGUCUCUACCUCGACAGCCACGUCCCUGCAAUCGACACCCGUAUCCAAGCCAACGGGUUCGGUACCAACGGAGUCGACCUCGCCUCAAGUAACCACCACCUCUAUCAUCACAACCACUACCCUCCCACCCUCAGGUUCCACCUCACCUUCGGCCACCUCCACCAUUUGCCAGCCUGAAUGUUCCUGGACCGCUUGGAUGGACGUGUCCCAGCCAGAAUCCACCCCAAGCAGCGGCGAUGUGGAGACCAUAGAGACGAUCCGAGAGGCCGGGAAACACGUCUGCGAUAGCCCUCAAUACAUCGAGUGCCGAGCAGAGGACUACCCUGACGUUGACAUCGCUCUUCUUGGACAGACAGUGCAGUGCGACCCCAAAGUUGGCCUGCUGUGCAGAAAUGCGGACCAGAAAGGGAAGCUCCCGAUGUGUUUGAACUACCAGGCCAGAUUCCACUGCUGCGACUACUCACGCUGCCGACCGGGAACAACGCCAGGAGCCACAACGACUGCUACCUCCACAAAACACGCAACCAGCACGCCGGGCACCACCCCAGGUCUAACAAGCAGUCCUCCAUCCUCCUCCACGGCCUCCACACCUCCUCCCAUCUUGUGGACGACCACUCAGGGCACUACAGUUUUGGCCACAAGUCCAGGAAAGGAGACGACAACAACCCUUUCAACACCUCUUUCCACCAUCCAAGUGACAACACCAGGCUCCGUCAGCACACCUUCAGUCAGCUCGGCAGGCGUCUCUACCUCGACAGCCACGUCCCUGCAAUCGACACCCAUAUCCAAGCCAACAGGUUCGGUACCGACGGAGUCGACCUCGCCUCAAGUAACCACCACCUCUGUCAUCACAACCACUACCCUCCCACCCUCAGGUUCCACCUCACCUUCGGCCACCUCCACCAUUUGCCAGCCUGAAUGUUCCUGGACCGCUUGGAUGGACGUGUCCCAGCCAGAAUCCGCCCCAAGCAGCGGCGAUGUGGAGACCAUAGAGGCGAUCCGAGAGGCCGGGAAACACGUCUGCGAUAGCCCUCAAUACAUCGAGUGCCGAGCAGAGGACUACCCUGACGUUGACAUCGCUCUUCUUGGACAGACAGUGCAGUGCGACCCCAAAGUUGGCCUGCUGUGCAGAAAUGCGGACCAGAAAGGGAAGCUCCCGAUGUGUUUGAACUACCAGGCCAGAUUCCACUGCUGCGACUACUCACGCUGCCGACCGGGAACAACGCCAGGAGCCACAACGACUGCUACCUCCACAAAACACGCAACCAGCACGCUGGGCACCACCCCAGGUCUAACAAGCAGUCCUCCAUCCUCCUCCACGGCCUCCACACCUCCUCCCAUCUUGUGGACGACCACUCAGGGCACUACAGUUGUGGCCACAAGUCCAGGAAAGGAGACGACAACAACCCUUUCAACACCUCUUUCCACCAUCCAAGUGACAACACCAGGCUCCGUCAGCACACCUUCAGUCAGCUCGGCAGGCGUCUCCACCUCGACAGCCACGUCCCUGCAAUCGACACCCGUAUCCAAGCCAACGGGUUCGGUACCGACGGAGUCGACCUCGCCUCAAGUAACCACCACCUCUGUCAUCACAACCACUACCCUCCCACCCUCAGGUUCCACCUCACCUUCGGCCACCUCCACCAUUUGCCAGCCUGAAUGUUCCUGGACCGCUUGGAUGGACGUGUCCCAGCCAGAAUCCGCCCCAAGCAGCGGCGAUGUGGAGACCAUAGAGGCGAUCCGAGAGGCCGGGAAACACGUCUGCGAUAGCCCUCAAUACAUCGAGUGCCGAGCAGAGGACUACCCUGACGUUGACAUCGCUCUUCUUGGACAGACAGUGCAGUGCGACCCCAAAGUUGGCCUGCUGUGCAGAAAUGCGGACCAGAAAGGGAAGCUCCCGAUGUGUUUGAACUACCAGGCCAGAUUCCACUGCUGCGACUACUCACGCUGCCGACCGGGAACAACGCCAGGAGCCACAACGACUGCUACCUCCACAAAACACGCAACCAGCACACCGGGCACCACCCCAGGUCUAACAAGCAGUCCUCCAUCCUCCUCCACGGCCUCCACACCUCCUCCCAUCUUGUGGACGACCACUCAGGGCACUACAGUUUUGGCCACAAGUCCAGGAAAGGAGACGACAACAACCCUUUCAACGCCUCUUUCCACCAUCCAAGUGACAAUACCAGGCUCCGUCAGCACACCUUCAGUCAGCUCGGCAGGCGUCUCUACCUCGACAGCCACGUCCCUGCAAUCGACACCCGUAUCCAAGCCAACGGGUUCGGUACCGACGGAGUCGACCUCGCCUCAAGUAACCACCACCUCUGUCAUCACAACCACUACCCUCCCAGCCUCAGGUUCCACCUCACCUUCAGCCACCUCCACCAUUUGCCAGCCUGAAUGUUCCUGGACCGCUUGGAUGGACGUGUCCCAGCCAGAAUCCGCCCCAAGCAGCGGCGAUGUGGAGACCAUAGAGGCGAUCCGAGAGGCCGGGAAACACGUCUGCGAUAGCCCUCAAUACAUCGAGUGCCGAGCAGAGGACUACCCUGACGUUGACAUCGCUCUUCUUGGACAGACAGUGCAGUGUGACCCCAAAGUUGGCCUGCUGUGCAGAAAUGCGGACCAGAAAGGGAAGCUCCCGAUGUGUUUGAACUACCAGGCCAGAUUCCACUGCUGCGACUACUCACGCUGCCGACCGGGAACAACGCCAGGAGCCACAACGACUGCUACCUCCACAAAACACGCAACCAGCACGCUGGGCACCACCCCAGGUCUAACAAGCAGUCCUCCAUCCUCCUCCACGGCCUCCACACCUCCUCCCAUCUUGUGGACGACCACUCAGGGCACUACAGUUGUGGCCACAAGUCCAGGAAAGGAGACGACAACAACCCUUUCAACACCUCUUUCCACCAUCCAAGUGACAACACCAGGCUCCGUCAGCACACCUUCAGUCAGCUCGGCAGGCGUCUCCACCUCGACAGCCACGUCCCUGCAAUCGACACCCGUAUCCAAGCCAACGGGUUCGGUACCGACGGAGUCGACCUCGCCUCAAGUAACCACCACCUCUGUCAUCACAACCACUACCCUCCCACCCUCAGGUUCCACCUCACCUUCGGCCACCUCCACCAUUUGCCAGCCUGAAUGUUCCUGGACCGCUUGGAUGGACGUGUCCCAGCCAGAAUCCGCCCCAAGCAGCGGCGAUGUGGAGACCAUAGAGGCGAUCCGAGAGGCCGGGAAACACGUCUGCGAUAGCCCUCAAUACAUCGAGUGCCGAGCAGAGGACUACCCUGACGUUGACAUCGCUCUUCUUGGACAGACAGUGCAGUGCGACCCCAAAGUUGGCCUGCUGUGCAGAAAUGCGGACCAGAAAGGGAAGCUCCCGAUGUGUUUGAACUACCAGGCCAGAUUCCACUGCUGCGACUACUCACGCUGCCGACCGGGAACAACGCCAGGAGCCACAACGACUGCUACCUCCACAAAACAUGCAACCAGGACGCCGGGCACCACCCCAGGUCUAACAAGCAGUCCUCCAUCCUCCUCCACGGCCUCCACACCUCCUCCCAUCUUGUGGACGACCACUCAGGGCACUACAGUUUUGGCCACAAGUCCAGGAAAGGAGACGACAACAACCCUUUCAACACCUCUUUCCACCAUCCAAGUGACAACACCAGGCUCCGUCAGCACACCUUCAGUCAGCUCGGCAGGCAUCUCCACCUCGACAGCCACGUCCCUGCAAUCGACACCCGUAUCCAAGCCAACGGGUUCGGUACCGACGGAGUCGACCUCGCCUCAAGUAACCACCACCUCUGUCAUCACAACCACUACCCUCCCACCCUCAGGUUCCACCUCACCUUCGGCCACCUCCACCAUUUGCCAGCCUGAAUGUUCCUGGACCGCUUGGAUGGACGUGUCCCAGCCAGAAUCCGCCCCAAGCAGCGGCGAUGUGGAGACCAUAGAGGCGAUCCGAGAGGCCGGGAAACACGUCUGUGAUAGCCCUCAAUACAUCGAGUGCCGAGCAGAGGACUACCCUGACGUUGACAUCGCUCUUCUUGGACAGACAGUGCAGUGCGACCCCAAAGUUGGCCUGCUGUGCAGAAAUGCGGACCAGAAAGGGAAGCUCCCGAUGUGUUUGAACUACCAGGCCAGAUUCCACUGCUGCGACUACUCACGCUGCCGACCGGGAACAACGCCAGGAGCCACAACGACUGCUACCUCCACAAAACACGCAACCAGCACACCGGGCACCACCCCAGGUCUAACAAGCAGUCCUCCAUCCUCCUCCACGGCCUCCACGCCUCCUCCCAUCUUGUGGACGACCACUCGGGGCACUACAGUUUUGGCCACAAGUCCAGGAAAGGAGUCGACAACAACCCUUUCAACACCUCUUUCCACCAUCCAAGUGACGACACCAGGCUCCGUCAGCACACCUUCAGUCAGCUCGGCAGGCGUCUCUACCUCGACAGCCACGUCCCUGCAAUCGACACCCGUAUCCAAGCCAACGGGUUCGGUACCGACGGAGUCGACCUCGCCUGAAGUAACCACCACCUCUGUCAUCACAACCACUACCCUCCCAGCCUCAGGUUCCACCUCACCUUCAGCCACCUCCACCAUUUGCCAGCCUGAAUGUUCGUGGACCGCUUGGAUGGACGUAUCCCAGCCAGAAUCCGCCCCAAGCAGCGGCGAUGUGGAGACCAUAGAGGCGAUCCGAGAGGCCGGGAAACACGUCUGCGAUAGCCCUCAAUACAUCGAGUGCCGAGCAGAGGACUACCCUGAUGUUGACAUCGCUCUUCUUGGACAGACAGUGCAGUGCGACCCCAAAGUUGGCUUGCUGUGCAGAAAUGCGGACCAGAAAGGGAAGCUCCCGAUGUGUUUGAACUACCAGGCCAGAUUCCACUGCUGCGACUACUCACGCUGCCGACCGGGAACAACGCCAGGAGCCACAACGACUGCUACCUCCACAAAACACGCAACCAGCACGCCGGGCACCACCCCAGGUCUAACAAGCAGUCCUCCAUCCUCCUCCACGGCCUCCACACCUCCUCCCAUCUUGUGGACGACCACUCGGGGCACUACAGUUGUGGCCACAAGUCCAGGAAAGGAGACUACAACAACCCUUUCAACGCCUCUUUCCACCAUCCAAGUGACAACACCAGGCUCCGUCAGCACACCUUCAGUCAGCUCGGCAGGCGUCUCUACCUCGACAGCCACGACCCUGCAAUCGACACCCGUAUCCAAGCCUACAGGUUCGGUACCGACCGAGUCGACCUCGCCUCAAGUAACCACCACCUCUGUCAUCACAACCACUACCCUCCCGCCCUCAGGUUCCACCUCACCUUUGGUCAGUGAACCGACCUCCACAAAACACGCAACCAGCACGCCGGGCACCACCCCAGGUCUAACAAGCAGUCCUCCGUCCUCCUCCACAGGCUCCACACCUCCUCCCACCUUGUGGACAACCACUCAGGGCACUACAGUUGUGGCCACAAGUCCAGGAAAGGAAACGACCACAACCCUUUCAACACCUCUUUCCACCACCCAUGUUCCAACACCAGGCUCCAUCAGCACACCUUCAGUCAGCUCGGCAACCGUCUCCUCUUCGCCAGCCACGUCCCUGCAAUCGACAUCUGUAUCCAAGCCGACGGGUUCGGUACCGACUAAGAGGACUACACUAGAGGUCUCCAGCACUCCUUUUGGGCAACAUACUUCUCCUCUUCCGUUGGUUUCUACUAGUGUGGGAGUCACUGAAACGUCACCUUCUUUGUCUUCUGCAUAUACAUCUAUAGCUUCAACAACAAAAAUUGUGACUACUAGUUCUACAGGACAUAUAUCUGUCACUUCAAGCGGAGUAACGCCAUGCUUCUGCCACGUGUCUGGGGUCAGUGGUGGCUUAUUUUCUCCUGGGGAAGUAAUAUAUAACAGAACGGAUAGUUCUGGGUGUAGUUUUUAUGCCAUUUGUGACAAAAAUUGUGAAGUCAAGAGAUCCCAGGGACCAUGUUCUUCAACAACUCCUUCCCAUCCAACAACUCCAUCAGUUACAACUGUAGGGAUGUCAUCUCUCCCGUCAGCCUCCACACCCACCAUUUUAAUACCAUCAACUGUAAUACGCACCUCCUCAGCUCCAUCAACUGCACCAGUGAUAAUCCCAACAACACCUGUACAAGGUUGCCCCAAUGCUGAUCCACCUAGAAAGACCAAUGAAACUUGGAUGUAUAACAACUGCAGUGUGGCAACUUGUGAAGGAAACAACAGAAUCGUUGUCGUGCUUCCCCCACCUGUAGAGAAGAUAACAUGUGAAAAUAAACUCCCACCAGUAAAAAUAGAUCAUGAUGAUGGCUGUACCUACCACUACGACUGCACGUGUGUAUGCAGUGGUUGGGACAAUUCUCACUUUGAGACUUUUGAUGGCACUAGUUAUAUAUUCCAUGAUAACUGCACCUAUAUCCUGGUGCAAGAGAUUGUGAACAAAUAUGGAAACUUCAGUGUGUUGGUGGAUAAUUACUUCUGCGAUCCAGCUAAUAAUCAGUCGUGUUCCAGAUCUAUCAUUGUAAACUAUAACCAUAUGGAAGUAAUACUAAGCAGCCAAAUCUACGAUGGAAUUAGAACUAAUAAGGUCAUUUUCAACAAAGAGACAAUCCGUACAAGUUUCUCCAAGGAUGGCAUUAUAGUUGCAGAUUCUGGAACUAGUAUGAGUGUUGAAAUCCCCGACAUCCAUGCUUUCAUUAACUUCAAUGGAUUCACUUUCUCAAUACAAGUCCCAUUUGACCUAUUUGCAUUCAAUACAGAAGGCCAAUGUGGUACUUGUUCAAAUGACCGGUCCGACGACUGCCGCCUGCCCAGUGGUCACGAAGCCUCCUCUUGCUCAGAAAUGGCUCCCCACUGGAAGGUUAAUGAUAGCUGUAAAAUAGUGAUUCCAACACCAGAACCCACUGGGGCAACGACUACUCCAUCAGAAGUAACCUGCGCUACUCCGUCUCCCCUGUGUGAGCUGAUUGUGAGCGAUAUCUUCUCAGAUUGCCAUAAAGUUCUGCCUCCCAAAGUAUUCUACGACCGCUGCCUCUCCGAAGCAUGUCAGAACGCCAGUGGCGCCCUCACUUGCUACAGCGUAGAGAUGUAUGCUUCCCUUUGCAAAGACAAAGGUUUCUGCAGUGACUGGAGGAGCAAGACACAAGGGAAAUGCCCCUACCACUGCCCAGAAGGCAAGGUAUAUGAAGCAUGUGGUCCUGUUUAUCCCGCUACCUGUGAUAAAGGAAAAGCUAAUAUCACUGAGCAUGUUACUGAAGGAUGCUUCUGUCCUGAGAACCAAAUCCUGGUCAAUUCAUACACCGACACCUGUGUUCAAGACUGCAAAUUCUGCAUUGGACCAGAAGGAUUCCCCAAAAUGCCUGGUACCACUUGGAGGAGCAACUGUCAAGAAUGUAUCUGCGACCAGUUGUCUGUGACUGUACAGUGUACGGCCCAGCCCUGCUCAACACCAUCAACACCUCCUUGUGAGAAAGAAGGAUUCAUGCCUGUCUCUGUGUUGACACCAGAAGAUCCAUGCUGUCCAGAAAUUCAGUGCAUAUGCAAUGCCAGUGCCUGCUCCAACCGCAAGAGGUCAUGUGAAGCUGGAUACCAGUUAACCUCAGUCCUUUUUGAAGGAGACUGCUGUGUCUCCUUCCUCUGUGAACCAAUACCGGAUAUCUGUGUGGUCAACGAAACAGUUUAUUCACCUGGAGGAUCCAUUCCAAGUGACUCUUGUGAAACGUGCGUCUGCAGUCAUGAAACAGACCCAGGCUCCAAGAGGAAUCUUGUGGAGUGUGAGCCAAUUCAAUGUGAUACAGAAUGCUCAGUGGGUUAUGAAUACCAGGUAACGGCUGGAGAGUGUUGUGGAAAGUGUGUCCAGGUGACUUGCACCAUCAACAUUAAUGGCACCACUCAGGUGCUCAAGCCUGGUGAUAUUUGGCAACCAGAAUCCAAUAACUGCAGCCAUUACGAAUGUGAGAAAGAGGAUGAUCAAUUAAUUUUGGUCAGUUCUAGAAGGACAUGUCCCAUCAUUGACCCAAAUGAGUGUGGUGACAAUGAAACUGAGAUGACUCCUGACGGCUGCUGUAAAAUGUGCAAACCCAAAACAAACUGUAAAGUUCAAACAAACCAGAUUCUUGUCCGUCAAAAUGACUGUGUAUCAUCUGAACUAGUAGAACUCACCUACUGUGAAGGGGCCUGCCCAAGUUCUUCCAUGUAUUCCGCUAAGGCCAGGGCAAUGCAGCACAAAUGUACCUGCUGCCAGGAACUCAAGAGCCACAAGAAAGAGGUGUCAUUGACAUGCCGGGAUGGCACAACCAUCAAUUAUGACUACAUCUACGUGGACGAGUGCCAGUGCAUGACGGCAUGCAUCCCAGAAGCCACAACCGCAGAUUAA